CAAAUGUAAAGGAUAACAUAAUUUUGAGAACUUCACUACCCACAAUCCAGUGUAGUGGGCAACGGCGGUGUGCGUCAGGUCCAACAGAUCAGACGGACAGAAGAAAGGGAGGAGACAUCCAUCCUUAGCUACUAGCUACUCGGUGCAGGGAGGCUUUUAACAAUUAUUGGAUUUUAGUGUAAACUGUGAGAAUCCCUUUUUGGCCCAAUAUAACGACACACUUCCCCCCUGCCCCGACAUACUCGCACAUAGAUAUGAGCGGCAGCGGGCGGCCCAGGACCAGCUCGUUUGCUGAGCCACCGGGGGCUCCCGGAGCUGCCGCAGCAGCCGCCGGAUCAGCCGUGGCCGGCGGGAGCACCUCAGGAAAGUCCGGGGCUUCGCAGGCCGCAGGGGGGAGUUCAUCUGCCUUUGGGAACUUGCGGCUUAGCAGAGACAGCAGUAAGGUGACCACAGUAGUGGCAACCCCAGGCCAAGGCCCUGACCGACCACAGGAAGUGAGCUACACAGACAUUAAGGUGAUCGGCAACGGCUCGUUUGGCGUUGUGUACCAGGCACGCCUUGUUCAGUCUCAGGAGAUGGUGGCCAUCAAGAAGGUGCUGCAGGACAAGCGCUUUAAGAACCGUGAGCUGCAGAUCAUGCGGAAGCUGGAUCACUGUAACAUUGUCAGGCUACGCUACUUCUUCUACUCCAGUGGAGAGAAGAAGGACGAAGUGUAUCUGAACCUGGUUCUGGACUUUGUGCCGGAGACAGUCUAUCGUGUGGCCCGGCACUUCAACAAGGCCAAGACCACCAUCCCCAUCAUCUACGUCAAGGUAUAUAUGUACCAGUUGUUCCGCAGUCUAGCGUACAUUCACUCCCAGGGCGUGUGCCACCGCGACAUCAAACCCCAGAACCUCCUCGUGGACCCUGACACCGCCGUGCUCAAACUCUGUGACUUCGGCAGUGCCAAGCAGCUGGUGCGUGGUGAGCCCAAUGUGUCGUACAUCUGCUCUCGGUACUACCGAGCACCUGAGCUCAUCUUCGGUGCCACGGACUACACGGCCAACAUCGACGUCUGGUCUGCGGGCUGCGUGCUGGCGGAGCUUCUGCUCGGGCAGCCCAUCUUCCCAGGGGACAGCGGCGUCGACCAGCUGGUGGAGAUCAUCAAGGUGCUUGGGACCCCCACCAGAGAGCAGAUCCGAGAGAUGAACCCCAACUACACAGAGUUCAAGUUCCCCCAGAUCAAAGCCCACCCCUGGACCAAGGUGUUUAAACCACGCACACCUCCGGAAGCGAUCGCUCUGUGCAGCCGUCUGCUGGAGUACACGCCUGUGUCACGUCUGUCGCCCCUGGAGGCCUGUAGCCACGGCUUCUUCAAUGAGCUCCGCCUUCCCAACACACGCCUGCCCAGCGGCCGAGACCUGCCACACCUCUUCAACUUCAGCCCCGUGGAGCUGUCAAUCCAGCCCCAGCUAAACUCCACCCUCAUUCCUCCUCAUGCUCGUACACAGACUACACCUGAGGGCGGUGUGUCAGACAGCCAGCCCCAGUCCAGCUCGGUGUCCGGCCCCCUGAGUAACAGCACCUAAGGGGCCCUCAGCACUGCGGCGGAGUCCCCCAACACCUCACUGCCCCCUGUUGCAAACCCCUGUCCACACACACACAUAAACACACACACCUGUGCACUCAUGUAGAUCUGGUAAAUGCUCCUAGGUUUCUUCAUCGUCUUCAUCAUUGCCAAACCCCUGGCUACACACACACACACACACACACGCACACACACACACACACACACACACACACACACACACACACACACACACACACACAAACACAACCAUGUUUGCGCAGAGGGUUGAAUCCUGUGUGCACUCAUGCAUAACUGAUAUCACCAUCAUCAUCAUGGCUAUACUAACCUCUGCCCCCGACCAGAUGUGAAGAAGAUGAUCAGAGCUGUCAGGAAGGUGUGUGAGUGGAGAGAGCCGUGUGUGUGUGUGUGUGUGUGUGAGUGUGUGUCCAAAUUUGGAAGCUGUUCUGAGCAGCACUACGCUGCUGUAGCCCCCUGCUGGUCAGGCGCUGUCAUGGGAACAGGCCGGCAGGAUGAGGGCCUGAGAGACUCAAGCGGUCGCCCCCCCAUGGACAGACAUCAUGUUUUUACUGCCCAUUUUAGAGAGGCGCUAGAUGGACUAAGUCGCUUUUUAACAGACAAGUAUGUUUUAGAAUCUGGGAUUGACGCACACUCACACACAUUCACUCCAGCAUGAGGAGAGGUUUUAAGCAGAGGUCUUCAGACCUGUCAAUCUGAGAUUUUAAUACAUCUGGUUAAUCUUAGGAAAGAAUGCCUGAGAACACACACACAUGCACAGACACACAGGGGGAAGUUUGGAUGACAUCAGAUGCAUCUCUGGCUUUUUACUCCGAGCUCCUAGCACACACAUGCACACACCUUCUCCCACACACACACACACACACACACACACACACACACACACACGGUCACACAGUUGGUUUAUUUUACACCGUUUUUUAGUUUAACCUGACAUCAUUUUGGGGUGCUGGGUUUCUUUAAAGAGGAUGCACUUUAGUGUUGCACUGUCUGUCUGUCUCUCUGUGUGUGUGUGUGUGUUUGUUGGUUUUCCUCUGCUCAUCAUCUCACAAGAGACAGUCUCACACACACACACUUACACACACACACACAUACGGUUCAACCCCACACACACACAC
Molecule: messenger RNA, 2703 nt
Organism: Alosa alosa (allis shad)
Lineage: Eukaryota; Metazoa; Chordata; Actinopteri; Clupeiformes; Clupeidae
Gene: gsk3ab
Product: glycogen synthase kinase 3 alpha b
Exons: 10
Coding region: 255-1568 (437 amino acids)
Biological process (GO): negative regulation of canonical Wnt signaling pathway; protein phosphorylation; insulin receptor signaling pathway
Cellular component (GO): nucleus; axon; cytoplasm
Molecular function (GO): ATP binding; protein serine/threonine kinase activity
Source: RefSeq, a predicted model, not a curated record